GUUGGUGCUUACACCCAGACACAAACCCCAUUGCGUUGUAUUCUAUACGCUCUCUCUUCUCUCUCUGUCAAUGCAAACAACAAAAAUAAUUGCCAGAAGAAAACACACAAAGCACUUGAGCACACACCUUCCAACCCCCAACAUAUAUUCUCUCACAGAAAAACCAAACAACCCUCACAGCAUUUAAUCAGAGAGAGAGAGAGAGAGAGAUCUCAGCGCAACUCAAGAACCCACCUUUUGCUUUUAAUUGCUCUCUUUUCUUUUCUUUCUUUUUUUCCUUUCCUGAAAAUCGCGCUCUCUUUUUCUUCUCUUUACACCCCACACACUGCACCAGAGUGAGUGGUAUUAUGGGUCUGAGAUGGCCGUACUGAAAAUGGCUCUGCCCAGCAACAAUGCCAGUACCCAAAAGCAGCAGAAGCUGAAGCAGGAAGAAGAAGACCAAUUAGUGAAGCCAAUGUUUCAUGACUUUCUGGGUAUGAAGCCAUCUACUGAUUCCCCUGUUGUUUUGGGCCCAAAAGGAUCCGAUUCCAGGCUCACUGAGGCAUCUCCCUCCGCUUCUGCUUCACUUGGGGGAUCCUCCGGCGGUGGCCGUGGGCCCAUCUCCACCACCUCUGAUCUGGGUUCCGAAAGACAAGCUGGAAAUCAUCUCGAGGGGGUUCCAUAUUAUGGUCCAAGAAGCGAUAUUUCUGGGCCUGAGAUAAGUAACAGGAUACUAGGCAGUAAGAGAAGUAAUUCAGACUCUACUUUUAUGGGUUCAUCCAGAGAUGGGAUCCCUCAUAUGGGUCCUGACUCCCUUGAGAGCUCACAUUUGAUGAAGAUGUUUCGAAAUGGAACUGGGGGAGAGCGACCUAGAAGGUCCAUUGACGAUGAAGCAGUCUUUGCUACCCAGCCAAUGAGGCCAACUUCUGCUAAUCUCAUAUUUCAGACUCCACAUGGCGGUAGAGUUGAUAACAAUAUUUCCAAGUGGGAACGAUCUACUCCCAUGAAUUUGGGUGGUGCAGUGCAAUACCCUCCACGAGGAGGUCAUUUUGCACCCUUUGUUCAUCAAUUGCCUUCUAACAGAUUUAGGGAUGCAAAUGCUGGUGCAAAUAAUAUAUCUCAAUUAGCCGCUGAUGAGGGGUCUAGAACUGGAAUUAAAGGACCAGGGAUAUUGAGUGCCAUCAAUGCUAGCAGUGGUGCUUCUGAUAGAAACUCAUCUGUGGUGCUGCCUAGCGGCAGUAGGCAGAAAUCUGGGACUAAUACUUCAGAGCCAGAACCUUUGACUCCAAGUCGGCAUGGAUUUGCAUCUGCUAACCGGCAGAUGACCAUAUUUUAUGGCGGUCAAGCUCAUGUUUUCGAUGAUGUCCACCCAAACAAGGUUUUUCUCUCUUACUCUUUUGUUCUAGUAAAGAGAAUGCCCCCUUUUAUUUUCAUUUAUGGCGCUCAUGUUUUCGAUGAUGUCCACCCAAACAAGGCAGAUGUCAUAAUGGCCUUAGCUGGAUCAAACGGAGGAUCUUGGUCAACAACCUACUCACUAAAACCUACUGUGAAGCCGGGUAGUGAAAGUCACAUGCCUAGUGGAGAGGUUGAAACUGGUACAGCAAGUAAUGUAGGGUUGGUACGAGAAUACCGUGGGAGGCUAUCUAUUCCUGGAAAUUCAAGUCCUGGAGUGGGGUUUGCUGAUCGGAUAUUGACAGCCGCAGGUGGCCAUCAGGGCAGCAAUUUAGCCAAAGAUACAAGAAACCCAGUUCAAGCUACAGAGCCUGGUUCUAAAGAGAAAAUUGAACUGUGAUGUUAAAGAGUUUUCAUUUUUCAAAUUCUAGGAUACAGUAAAAUUUUCACCUUUGUAGCUGUCUAAUAUUCCAGUUUGGUCUCGGUGUUUCUAAUAACACUAUUGAUCAUAUAAUUUUGAAUUUCUUUUAGAGCCUUGUGUUGAACCACUAUUGUCACCAUUACAGGUUGUAACAGAUCUUCUCCCCAA
Molecule: messenger RNA, 1960 nt
Organism: Rosa chinensis
Lineage: Eukaryota; Viridiplantae; Streptophyta; Magnoliopsida; Rosales; Rosaceae
Product: protein TIFY 8
Exons: 6
Coding region: 359-1771 (470 amino acids)
Biological process (GO): regulation of defense response; regulation of jasmonic acid mediated signaling pathway; response to wounding
Cellular component (GO): nucleus
Source: RefSeq, a predicted model, not a curated record